AUGGGCGUAGGUAGUAGGAGGCGUGUGGUGCAGCCUCUGUUGCGUGGUGCUAAUAUGAGAUGGAAACCGAGUCGGGCUGGGGAGCGUAGGGACCGCCUGCCGGCAGAGCACAGCCAAACGAAGAGAAAAGCAAAGAAAAUAGAGCGUGCCAAUGGCAACAAUAAUAAUAACGCGUGGGAUGUUGUUGUGUCCCUAAUAAUAAGAAAAAAAAGUGAUCCGUCUCUCCUCGACCCAACCACCAUCACCGGCCACCACUCUCCCAUCACCGUCCCCAUUCGUGUCCUUCUCCCUCAGCUCGACGUCCUUGCGGCCUUCCACAGCCCAAUGGCCCCCAACAUGCGGCCCCUCGCCACCUCGGGAAGUCUUCUCUCGCAGCAGCUCUCACAAGCAGGACGCCGGUCCUAUGCCACAUCGCGGCCAGCUUUGCUCACCAGCAGGGCUCGCUGGGCUGCGCGGCCCACAUUCCACCAAAUAACUCUACGGCAAUCAAUUAGGCGGCAGUCAACUGAGGCUGGCCCACCGCCUCCGGCUCCCAAGAGGCGGUUCAGAGUAUUGCGCUGGACAUGGCGCCUCACAUACAUGUCGGCCCUCGCAGGGUUGGGAUACAUGGGCUAUGGCAUCUGGGAGAUGCGGAACCCAGAAGACCAGCCUGAGCCGGACCCGAACAAGAAGACGUUGGUCAUUCUCGGAACCGGCUGGGGAUCCGUAUCGCUGCUAAAGAAGCUCGACACCGAGAACUACAACGUCAUCGUCGUGUCGCCGCGCAACUACUUCCUCUUCACCCCGCUGCUCCCGUCAUGCACAACCGGCACCAUCGAGCACCGCUCCAUCAUGGAGCCGAUCCGCAACUUCCUGAGGCACAAGAAGGCUGCAGUCAAGUUCUACGAGGCCGAGGCGACCAAGAUCGACUACGAGAAGAAGGUGGUUUACAUCAAUGAUCAAUCCGAAAUCAAGGGAGACAUCUCCGCGACCGAGGUGCCCUUUGACAUGUUGGUUGUGGGCGUGGGUGCUGAGAACGCGACGUUCGGUGAGUUACGUGCCCUCCCCAUUUCAAUCAAGCUAACAAUUUCAGGCAUCCCCGGAGUGCGCGAGCACGGCCUUUUCUUGAAGGAGGUGGGCGAUGCGCAGCGCAUCCGUAACCGCAUCAUGGACUGCUGCGAAACGGCCACCUUCAAGGACCAGGAUCCCGAGGAAGUCAAGCGCCUGCUACACAUGGUGGUAGUCGGAGGUGGCCCCACGGGCGUCGAGUUCGCUGGCGAGCUGCAGGACUUCUUCAACUCGGACCUGAAGAAGUGGAUUCCCGAGAUCAAGGAUCACUUCCAUGUCACCCUGGUCGAGGCACUGCCCAACGUGCUGCCCAUGUUCUCCAAGCAGCUGAUCGACUACACCGAGAGGACGUUCAAGGAGGAGACGAUCACAAUCCGUACCAAGACCAUGGUCAAGAAUGUGACGGAGAAGUACAUUGAAGCCGAAUCGACGGGCCCGGAUGGCAAGAAGCAGACUGAGCGUCUCCCUUACGGCCUUCUCGUGUGGGCGACCGGCAACGCCGUCCGGCCCGUCGUCAAGGACCUUAUGGAGCAGAUCCCGGCGCAGAAGGACUCGCGCCGCGGCCUCGCCGUCAACGAGUACCUCGUGGUCAAGGGCACCGAGAACGUCUGGGCUGUGGGCGACUGCGCCGUCGCCAACUACGCCCCCACGGCCCAGGUCGCGGCUCAAGAAGGCGCGUUCCUUGCCCGCAUGUUCAACAACAUGGCCAAGACGGAGGCCAUCGAGGCGCAGCUAGCCCAGCUCUCGGAAGCUCAGGAGAAGGCGCCUAACCAGGAAGCGCGCGAGAAGGUUUUCCAGGAGAUCAAGGAGCUGCACAAGAGGCUGCGUCGGGUCAAGCAGAUUGGGCCCUUCCAGUACUCGCACCAGGGCUCGCUCGCAUACAUUGGGUCGGACAAGGCGGUGGCCGACAUCACGUGGUACGCGGGCAACCUGGCGACUGGCGGCACCAUUACCUACUUCUUCUGGCGGAGCGCGUACCUGAGCAUGUGCUUCAGCACGAGGAACCGCGUGCUGGUCGCCGUGGACUGGCUCAAGGCGAAAGUCUUUGGCCGCGAUGUGUCGAGAGUGUAA
This is a messenger RNA of Westerdykella ornata, 2118 nucleotides long. Its product is annotated as FAD/NAD(P)-binding domain-containing protein. Gene Ontology annotation, molecular function: NADH dehydrogenase activity. Bases 1 to 2118 code for a protein of 705 amino acids. The transcript is spliced from 4 exons. Lineage: Eukaryota; Fungi; Ascomycota; Dothideomycetes; Pleosporales; Sporormiaceae. The record is from RefSeq and is a predicted model, not a curated record.